GAGAGCGCGUCCGGGAUUGAUUUGUUUCGGGCCAGCGUCUCGCGGCGCUGGCCCGACGUUGAUCGAGCGCUUCCUUACGUCACGUGAUCCUUCGAAUUGAUAAUUAUGUGCCGCAAACUGGGACAGUGCCGCAUCGCUGUGAGCAGCAUGCCCGGGUAGUUUUGGCUCUUGAAGCUCUUCGGCGAGAUCACCGCGGCGACGCCAACCUUCUCCAAGCAAUAGUUGAUCUCGUCCUGUUGGUACGCGGGGUUGAUCGCAACCACGAUCAUCCCGGCCCUGGCUAUCGCCACGAAAGACAGCAGCCACUCCGCCUGGUUCGGGCCCCAGAUUCCCACGCGGUCGCCUCUUCUCAGGCCCAGACUCCUCAGACCUGCCGCCAGACGAUCACCUCGACGCAACAGCUCCGAGAACGUCAGACGAAUGUCUUGUUCGACAGACACCAGGCAGACUUUGUUCGGCCAUCUCUCCGCUGCCGUGCCGACCAGUUCGCCGACGGUCCAGUUCAACAACGGCACGUUCCCGCCGUGCGCUAUGUGCGCCAAAUUCGUCCCAGCAUCGUGAUUAAGUCGCUUUUGUUGCACGGACACCCGCCGCUGUUUCCACGUCCGUCCGUUGUCUGCGGAAAGAGAUUUCGCGAGAUAGAAAAAUUGUUCGUCUCGAUUGCAACGAAUGUGUACCACAUAUGCGUCAGAUUUCGGUGAUUGUAAUGGACAAUGUGUAGCAGAUCGUGCUACAACGUACCAAGCAGAUCGAAACAUUAACUUAAAGACGUACAUGCAAGAUAGUGCAAAAUUGUGGACGCUAAGUUAAGUUCUAAUCUCUGUAAAAUAUUCCCUCGUAAACGUCGGAAUUCGACCGAUUGCUUGGGGAAUUGUUCUUGAAGACGAUCUUCAUUUUCACGAGAUUCACAUCUAUACGGUAAAUCCUCGCUAAUCGAUCCUCAGAAACGGAAAUGGACAAUUUGGGAAGAGCAAGCACGAUUAUUCAAAACACGAAUAAUCGUAUCUCUUCCCAAAUUGUCCUCUUUUGUGUAAAAGCCGAGAGUCGAUUAGAAAGACAUGACUCUAUUUACUCUUUACUUAUUAUUAUUAUUUAUUUAUUAUCCACUUUCGCAAGUGUCCUUCGCGUUCGCUCCGAGACCAGACCGCGGCAAGUCGAGGUGAACUCACCGUGCGGCUUUUCCGCUGCAAAGAUUCCUCCGCAGAGCUGCCAGCAGCCGUUGCUGCUUGCUGCUGGGAUCGCCUUGAACGUGCGCAGCAUUUCUUCGGAUUUAAUGGGUCCACCGUAGCGUCGACUACCUGUCGAUGCCGCUCUUAAAUCACAACAUCGGAGCAGCCAUGGAAAUGCGGUCGCCGCGUGUCACGUCUGUUUACGCGUGCGUUUCGGCUCGGUCCGUCCGUCGCCGUUACCGUGUCCGCACUAUUAAACGACGGAGCACAUUAAUCCUCCCGCGACGCUGCGACCAAACGGACACGUCAUCCGGUUAUACAAUCGUCGAUAAGUUGCUACGUACUUCGGCGAUCUGUAUAGGCGCGCUCGAAAGAAAAAAAAACCAAGGCUGGUGACUUUUCCUCCGGAGAUCGUCGCACCGCGGAAUCCGCUGCCAGUCGUUGCUCGAACCUUGUUACCGAUUCUACUUCCCCGUCGACAUAUAUACAUCCCGACCGCAUAAUUUGCGGUAUCUGUAAAUCCGUAAUGCACCGUAAUCUCCGUAACCGCGACUUGUUUUGGAGCACGAUUUUCUUUAAGGUCGCCGAUAUCUGUCGACGUCUCGCUGAAACAGAUAUUACAACAAUAUAAAUCAAACGGGACCCGUGCGAUUUAUUUGCGCGUCGGCAAAAAUAUUUGGAUCGUUAAACUACUCGGCCGCGAGCGCAGAUAAGAGAUUUACAUAUACGACAUAUGUAUAUAUGGAACGAAUAGCGACGCGCGGGUUCAAUUACUUUCGUGACCCAUCGAUAAUGACUGCUUAAGUACCAAGUAAGCGUUUCGUAAACAUUGCGUGCCCGGCCGAGAUGUUCUGUAAUUGUAAUAGCCUCUCGAGUUUAAAAUUAGCCGAACACCCCUCGCGAGGGGUUGAACCCGUCCUGCGGCGCGAGGAUCGAUCCGGGAGCGUCGAUCCUCCUCCCGGGAAACGUUGGCCGGCAGUCGUUCUUCCCGGCGCGCCGCGGCGUUUUUCGGCUCGUACAUUCUCCGGCCGCGAAAGGUACACCGUGCCGCGAGAGUUACGGUUAUGCCUGCCAUUUACACGGUGUCCAUGACGUUUCCCUCCGGGUGCCCUGAAAUAAUGAAUCUGUUAGUGGGUUUUUAUUAAGCCGUGACUCAACCGGCGUCGAGCAGCGUCGCGAUCGAGUGCCGGGCGCUUAUCAAAUGCCGGCAAAUAUUAGAACGUUAGAAAGAUGCUUUGUAUCUCGAGGAACGUUGCGUUUCUUUCUAUGUUCGCUAGAUAAACGAAACUGUUUACGGUGUAAUCAAUGCCGUAGGAGUUUCAUUAUCAACACGUGUCCGGAAAGCAAUAUACUACAGAAGUCACUGUCACUGACGAUAGAACUUCGAGUCGAAGCAACGGUUACGCAACAAGAUGCAGGCAAUCGAUAAACUAUGACAUGUAACAAUUACGUAUCCCAAUUUUAGGAACAUUAUAUGUAAAUGUGAUGUAAUGUAGACAUUAUAUGACCAAUGAUAGUGUAACGAUAGCAUGAUAUGACCAGGAUACUGUAAACAUAAUAACACAUAUGCGAUGGUCUUCUCUCGGAUGGUCUUCGUCCAUUGAUAAUACCGCCAUUCAUCCCCCGUGAAAGAUCCACGUUCGGGGAUGCUACGAACCUCCCCUUUCUUCGUCGAGGGUUCACAGAAUCGUCUUGGCUGAGACCCAGUCCGCCAGCUGUUCCAAUCAACGUGAACAGCGUUUGUGAAUCGAUCGAACUAUCUGAAACCGAAGCAAUCCUUAAAUUAGAAUAUAUUAGAAUAAAAAAGAAAUAAUCCUUAAAUUAGAAUCGAACAGGAUCUCCAAAGGAUCAACAUUCAAUAGCCCUGCUCUCAACGGGACAGGAUACAGAAUCGUCUUACCUGAUCAAUCCCGUAGCUAUUGCAAUUGAAAACAUUGAAAACAUUGAUUAAAUUAUCCUACCCCCUCGAUACCAGAUCAGUGCACAAAUUGAGAUCGCCCAGACGCCACCCUAAAAGGCUAACCAUCGGAAAACCGGAAUUCCCCUUGCAGUGGACAAAACUCAGAGGAAGCUCGGAGGGAUGUAAGAAACCCUGAUGACCGUUGGCGGGGGGAGGGGGGCAGGGGGAUCGUACGCAGCGUCGGACAAAGAAGAGGGCGGUCAGAGGUGGCACGUGUAGGGUAGGGGUUUAGUCGGGGUGAUAAAGGUGGUAAAUCGCGUCGACGGAGGAGGGCAGCGGUUAAAGUCUAAAACCGUCGGGCCAAGAUAGGUGGAUGGCGUGCCUCGCGGGCCGCGCCGGAAGUCGCGUGUCGACGUCGACCAUGCCACCACCGCGUACCAGCGUUUCUGCUCCCCACCCUGGCGGGGGUAGAGGUAGUAGCAUUGCCGGCACGGCUGCUACCACCUCCGGUGCUCCGGCACCAAUCCACCGGCGCAUUUUCUUAGCUUCCGAGGAAGCGAGGCCUACGGUGGCCGCCGGGGUGGUUCCAGCGGCGGAGAGGAAACGCGGCGAGGACGCGGUGUCCGUGGUUGUUCGGUGAAGCAUCAUCGCGCGGGAGCUCUCGGUCGGCUCGGGGUUAGCGUGACAGUGAUUGGUCGAUCCCUGUUUCCCGGAGGGUCGAGCGCGGGUCGAGGGAGGGCAACCCUCCGGCGAGCCCUCCGCUCUCGGCGUCUUCAGACCCGGCAGGAUAAACGCGGCGUUAGCACGCGCGCGAGCCUCCGCGAGGCCCUACAACAGUCUAGUCUGUUCGGUUCUCGCGCGCGAAGUGGUGAUCGAUCCUCGAACCGUUUCCCCGGCGGCGGACUGAUCGGCAGAGGAUCGCGAAGGAUGUCAACAAGGGGGGGCCUCUACGAUGAGAGACCCGCGCAAGAGGAGCCAUGAGCAGUAACAGCAAGAAGCCGUCGGCCGGCAAGGACGAAAAGAAGAGUCCGUCGAGCAAAGAGGAGAGCCCGGUGACCGCGAAGGAUGACGCCGCAGGGUCCUCCUCCACAGGGAGCGCCGGAGGAGCAACGAGCACGGAGGGAACACAGCCAGGAAGCAAGCCAGGAUCGGCCGGGGCUACCGCCAGAGAAGCGGCGCAAAAGCUUCUCGGGCUUACCGCGCGCGGAGAAUGGGCACCGGUGGACCAGCUCCUCAAAUCUCUGGAGAAGGCGGUGCAGAACGCCGGCGAGGAUGGCACGCUGUCUCCUCUCGCCGGCGUCACCGACCCGGCGACGGGCAUGACGCCCCUGAUGUACGCAGUCAAGGACAAUCGUGCCGGCCUUCUGGACAGGAUGAUCGAGCUGGGAGCGGACGUGGGUGCCAGGAACAACGACAAUUACAAUGCUCUGCACAUCGCCGCCAUGUACUCCAGGGAGGACGUCGUCAAGCUGCUGCUGUCGAAGAGGGGCGUCGAUCCCUACGCCACCGGCGGGCCGAGACAGCAGACCGCGGUGCACCUGGUGGCUUCGAGGCAAACGGGGACCGCGACUUCGAUCCUCAGAGCGCUAUUGGGCGCCGCCGGACGGGACAUCAGGCUGAAAGUCGACGGGAAAGGGAAGAUUCCGCUGUUGUUGGCGGUGGAGGCCGGCAACCAGUCGAUGUGUCGAGAGCUGCUGGCCCAACAAGCCCCGGAUCAGCUUCGAGCCACCACGCCAACCGGGGACACGGCUCUUCACCUAGCGGCCAGGAGAAGGGACAUCGACAUGGUGCGGAUCCUGGUUGAUUACGGCGCGACGGUGGACAUGCAAAACGGCGACGGUCAAACGGCGCUGCACAUUGCUAGCGCGGAAGGGGACGAGACCCUUGUCAAGUAUUUCUACGGGGUGAGAGCGUCCGCCUCUAUCACCGACCACCAGGACCGCACCCCCAUGCACCUGGCGGCCGAGUACGGGCACGCGUCCAUAAUUGAAUUGCUGGCCGACAAGUUCAAAGCCAGCAUAUUCGAGAGGACCAAGGAUGGGUCGACGCUGAUGCACAUCGCCUCGUUGAACGGCCACUCGGAGUGCGCGACGAUGCUCUUCAAGAAGGGCGUCUACUUGCAUAUGCCGAACAAGAGAGGCGCCAGGUCGAUUCACACGGCCGCCAAGUACGGACAUGUCGGCAUCAUAAGCACCCUGCUCCAGCGUGGCGAGAAGGUGGACGCGACGACCAACGACAACUACACAGCCCUGCACAUAGCGGUGGAGAACGCGAAGCCGGCGGUGGUGGAGACCCUGCUUGGCUACGGAGCCGAGGUGCACGUGAGGGGUGGCAAGCUGCGGGAGACUCCUCUGCACAUAGCGGCGAGGGUGCCGGACGGGGACAGAUGCGCGUUGAUGUUGCUGAAGUCCGGAGCAGGUCCGAAUCUGACGACGGACGACGGGCAGACGCCGGUGCACGUUGCGGCGAGCCACGGUAACCUGGCGACGUUGCUGUUGCUGCUGGAGGAUGGCGGUGAUCCGAUGUACAAGUCCAAGAACGGAGAGACGCCGCUGCACUUGGCCUGCAGGGGUUGCAAGGCCGACGUGGUGCGGCACUUGAUCCAGUUCGUGAAGGAGAAGAAGGGCCCGGAAAUAGCGACCUCCUACGUCAACAGCGUGACGAACGAGGGGGCGAGCGCUCUACAUUACGCCGCCCAGAUCGAGCCGUCGGAAGUGAAGACACCCGGGGACGAUCGUGCGGUGGUUCGUGCCCUGCUGGAGGGCGGGGCGGACGUGUCCCUGCAAACGAAGCAGGCACAGGAGUCGGCGUUCCAUCAUUGCGCGCUGGCCGGCAACAACGAGGUGCUGUCCGAGAUGAUAAGUGGCAUGUCGGCCACCGAGGUGCAGAAGGCGUUGAACAGGCAGAGCGCGGUCGGCUGGACGCCUCUGCUGAUCGCGGCGCACAGAGGGCACAUGGAGCUCGUGACGAAUCUGCUGGCGAACCACGCCAGGGUGGACGUGUUCGACCUCGAAGGUAGAUCGGCCCUUCACCUGGCCGCGGAGCACGGCUACCUGCAGGUCUGCGACGCGUUGCUGGCGAACAAGGCGUUCAUCAAUUCGAAGUCCAGGGUCGGCAGGACCGCGUUGCACUUGGCGGCGAUGAAUGGUUACUCGCAUCUGGUCAAGUUCCUGAUACAGGAUCACGGGGCAGCCAUAGACGUGCUCACCCUGCGGAAGCAGACCCCUCUGCACCUGGCAGCCGGCGCCGGCCAGCUGGAGGUCUGCAAGCUUCUCUUGGAGCUGGGUGCCAGCAUCGACGCCACGGACGACCAAGGCCAGAAGCCCAUCCACGCCGCGGCGAUGAACAAUUACGCGGAGGUGGCUCAGCUGUUUCUACAGAGGCAUCCGAGCCUGGUGAUGGCUUGCACCAAGGACGGGAACACUUGCGCGCACAUUGCGGCGAUGCAGGGCAGCGUGCGGGUGAUAGAGGAGCUGAUGAAGUUCGAUCGUCAGGGUGUCAUCUCGGCGAGGAACAAGCUCACGGAGGCAACGCCGCUUCAAUUGGCCGCCGAGGGAGGACACGCGGAGGUCGUCAAGGCUUUGGUCAGGGCCGGUGCAUCCUGCGCCGAUGAGAAUCGCGCCGGUUUCACCGCGGUGCAUCUGGCGGCUCAGCACGGCCACGGCCAGGUCCUGGAAGUGAUGAGGUCCUCCACCUCGCUGCGAAUAUCCAGCAAGAAACUGGGCGUCACUGCUCUCCACGUUGCCGCCUACUUCGGCCAAGCCGAUACCGUGCGCGAGCUGCUGACCCACGUGCCAGGAACGGUGAAGUCCGACCCGCCGACCGGCGGCACCCUCGUCGGCGAGCUGGGUACAGAAUCGGGGAUGACGCCGUUGCAUCUGGCUGCGUAUUCCGGCAACGAGAAUGUGGUGCGGUUGCUGUUGAACUCCGCCGGCGUCCAGGUGGAAGCAGCCACCACAGAGAACGGUUUCAACCCUCUGCACUUGGCCUGCUUCGGAGGACACAUCACGGUGGUGGGUCUGUUGCUGAGCAGGUCCGCGGAACUGCUGCACAGCUCGGAUCGGUACGGGAAGACCGGGCUGCACAUCGCGGCGACCCACGGUCAUUACCAGAUGGUGGAGGUGCUGCUGGGCCAGGGUGCGGAGAUAAACGCGACGGACAAGAACGGUUGGACGCCACUUCAUUGCGCGGCUCGCGCCGGCUACCUCGACGUCGUGAAGUUGCUGGUGGAGAGCGGAGCCUCGCCCAAGAGCGAGACGAACCUGGGCAGCGCGCCGAUAUGGUUCGCCGCCUCGGAGGGCCACAACGACGUGCUCAAGUACCUGAUGGAGAAGGAGCACGAUACCUACGCCCUGAUGGACGAUAAGAGGUUCGUCUAUAACAUGAUGGUCUGCAGUAAGAGCAACAACAACAGGCCGAUCGAGGAGUUCGUGCUGGUGUCACCGGCACCGGUAGACACGGCCGCCAAGCUGUCUAACAUCUACAUGAAACUGUCCGAGAAGGAGAAGGAGAGAGCGAAGGACUUGAUCGCGGCCGGGAAGCAAUGCGAGGCAAUGGCCACGGAGUUGCUGGCCCUCGCUGCCGGCGCUGAUUCCGCCGGGAGGAUCCUGACGUCCAUGGACCGGAGGAACGUGGAGUUUCUGGACGUUCUGAUCGAGAACGAACAGAAGGAGGUGAUCGCGCACACGGUGGUACAGAGGUAUCUCCAGGAGCUCUGGCAGGGCAGCCUGAACUGGAACGCGUUCAGGACGAUCCUCUUGUUCAUCGCGUUCCUCAUCUGCCCGCCUGUUUGGGUGGUGUUCGCCCUUCCGCUCGGGCAUAAGUACAACAACGUCCCCAUCAUCAAGUUCAUGUCGUACCUCACCUCCCACAUCUAUCUGAUGGUCUUCCUUUUGCUGGUCGGCAUUAUUCCUAUCUACCCGGUGGUCAGGGCGAGCCUGUUGCCCUAUUGGUACGAAUGGUGUCUGCUGGUGAUGCUGUCCGGACUGCUGUUGUUCGAGCUGACCAACCCGAGCGACAAGAGCGGCCUCGGAUGGAUCAAGCUGGCAGUGUUGCUGUUCGGGAUCUUCGGGGUCGCUUUCCAUCUGAUGGGCUUCGUGAUCGUGCAAAGACCCUACUGGCCCACUCUGCUCUACCUCAGGAACCAAUUGUUCGCGCUGAGCUUCCUGCUGGCCUGCGUGCAAAUCCUCGACUUCCUCUCGUUCCACCAUCUGUUCGGCCCGUGGGCGAUCAUUAUCGGAAACCUGAUGAAGGAUCUCGCCAGGUUCCUCGCGGUCCUGGCGAUCUUCGUGUUCGGCUUCUCGAUGCAUUUCGUCGCGUUGAACCAGGCGUUCAAGAACCAAUCGGUCCAGGACGCCCGGGCCGAGGACAAGAAAAAGAAGGGCGCCUUCUACGACGAUUUGUUGGCCAAUGUUACGGAAUGGAUGAUGGAGACGCCGUCGACGGCGCCUCCUCGUCGCUACGGCCGCUACAAGAAAAAGAAUGAGUGUUGUGACGAUAACUCCCGAGAUAUCAGGAUGAGUCCCGUACUGGCCGUUGAGUUAUUGUUCUUCGCCAUCUUCGGUCAGACGACCCACGAACAGUUCAAGGUUGAGAAAGUGCAGCCCGCUUGGACCUGGGUGCUCUUCAAGCUCACCUUCGGCAUUUACAUGCUGGUUUCGGUGGUCGUGCUGAUUAAUCUGCUAAUCGCCAUGAUGAGCGAUACGUACCAGCGGAUACAGGCUCAGUCCGACAUCGAGUGGAAGUACGGAUUGAGUAAACUCGUUAGGAACAUGCACAGGACAAGCACAGCGCCGUCCCCAUUGAAUCUGCUUACCACCUGGAUGGCGUAUUUGUACAAGGUGUGCAAGAAACGCGCCGCGAAUAAGCAACGACCGUCUCUGGUACGCCUGAUGGGCGGGCUGCAGAGAGACGCGCUAUCACCGCGAUCCAGAAUGGGCGCCAAAUGGUUGUCCAAAGUGAAGAAGACUCAGGUCGGGCACAAGGACAGCGUCGCGUUGUCGGUCGUCCAUCUGAGCCCGCUCGGCAGCCAGCUGUCGUUCAGUAACGCCGUCAGAAUCGACAACGUCGUCGACUGGGAAGCGGUCAGAAAGAAGUACCGUGAUCUGUACGGCGAGACGGUCGAGAAACACGCCGAGGAAUCGAAAGAGGAACACGAGACGGCCGCGGCCACCUUCGAAAACUCGCUGGUUAUCGUGCCGGCCGGGGAUCCGCCUGCGCCCGCGGGAACCACCACCGUUCCCUGAACACGAUCCGGCCGGCCCCUUAUUAUUUCGACAACGAGGACAGCGUGUAAACAGUCUCAUCCCGUACGAGCCUUUCUUAACGAAAUAAACGUCCCGAUCGGAUC
Megalopta genalis is the source of this 9418-nucleotide messenger RNA. It is a transcript of the gene nompC, whose product is annotated as no mechanoreceptor potential C. The record is from RefSeq and is a predicted model, not a curated record. Lineage: Eukaryota; Metazoa; Arthropoda; Insecta; Hymenoptera; Halictidae. Gene Ontology annotation, cellular component: membrane. Gene Ontology annotation, molecular function: calcium channel activity; protein binding. Gene Ontology annotation, biological process: calcium ion transmembrane transport.